AGAGAGAGAGGGGGGGGAGAGGGGCACGCGCUCUCUCCUAGUGCACUUUGCAGUAAGUUGCGGGCGGCUGUUGCUGGCGUGGCGGUUGCUGGUCGCGCAGGGAACUUUAACACGCUGGAUCCCAAAGUCCGUCUCCCUCACCUGCGCAGUUCGGAGCUGCCAUGGAUUUCGCGGCCGGAUUUACUAUCCUAAUCACACUGCCGAUCUUUCUGCAGACGAACGGCCUUUAUAUCUCCAGUAGCAUAGAUUCCCUGCAGCAUGUUCUGGGGGACUAUGGACUGGUGAAGCCCGUUCUUACUGAUGCAGAAGGCCGCUUCCUGUCCCAUGCGGUAUCGGUUGGUCCAGCAGAAGGGCAGUUCCGUAGGCGCUGGAGAAGAGAGGCGGCAUCGGCCGACCACGCCAACCAUGAGUCCGGAGGAGACGCGCUCGAGCAGCUCUACUACAACGUCACCGUCUUCGGCCGGGAGUUUCACCUGCGUCUGCGCCGCAACACACGCCUGGUGGCUCCCGGAGCCAAGAUGGAGUGGCAGGAAUCUGGCGGCAUGCACUCCGAGCCUUUGAAGAGUGACUGCAUGUAUGUGGGUGACAUUACGGACAUACAGGGAGCCUCAGUAGCCAUUAGUAACUGCGACGGCCUGGUAAGUGGCCAGAUUGGCCUUCAUUUGUGUGUGAUGUCCAGUAUGUCCAGUUAAUUUACACAAUCCCUU
Messenger RNA from Rhinichthys klamathensis goyatoka, 707 nucleotides. It is a transcript of the gene adamts2b, whose product is annotated as A disintegrin and metalloproteinase with thrombospondin motifs 2. The coding region runs from base 162 to 692 and encodes 176 amino acids. The transcript has 2 exons. NCBI's taxonomy places the organism in Eukaryota, Metazoa, Chordata, Actinopteri, Cypriniformes, Leuciscidae. The record is from RefSeq and is a predicted model, not a curated record.